Molecule: messenger RNA, 478 nt
Organism: Sabethes cyaneus
Lineage: Eukaryota; Metazoa; Arthropoda; Insecta; Diptera; Culicidae
Product: vacuolar ATPase assembly integral membrane protein VMA21 homolog
Exons: 2
Coding region: 158-478 (106 amino acids)
Biological process (GO): vacuolar proton-transporting V-type ATPase complex assembly
Cellular component (GO): endoplasmic reticulum membrane
Source: RefSeq, a predicted model, not a curated record
GGUGGUGGUGUUUUUCAGCGGUUGUGUUAGUUCCGAAAUGACGGAUUCACGUUUAGCAAAGUUUUAUGUAUAAUUUUUAAAUGUUUGGACUUACCGAAAGGCAUUAAAAAUCGCCAAGAAUUGCUUGAUUUAGACAAAAAUUUCCGUGCUCAUUAAAAUGUCUAAAACUAAGUCAAAACAGCAGCAAGUGAGCAAGAAUGAACAACACAUUGAAUAUCGCAACUUUCGAGUAGUUUUCUUCUAUUGUAUACUGAUCAUUGUUUUGCCCGUGACAACCUUUUUCGGCUGCAAGUACUUUUUGUUCGACGGAUUCCUACAGUUAACACCGGUCAGUAGUAAUAUCUAUUCAGCAGUAGCCGCCGUUAUUGCCCUUCACAUUGCGCUGGGUCUGUACAUUUACCGGGCUUACUUUGAUAGCAGUUCAUCAUCAACCGUUUCCGGAGGCUAUCAACGGCUUUCGUCCCAAAAACAAGAUUAG